Plasmodium gallinaceum is the source of this 3711-nucleotide messenger RNA. Its product is annotated as conserved Plasmodium protein, unknown function. The record is from RefSeq and is a predicted model, not a curated record. Bases 1 to 3711 code for a protein of 1236 amino acids. The transcript has a single exon. NCBI's taxonomy places the organism in Eukaryota, Apicomplexa, Aconoidasida, Haemosporida, Plasmodiidae.
AUGUUUAAUUUAAGAAAAAAUAUUUAUAGAUUUAAAAAAUUAUUAUAUGUAAAAUAUAUAAAAACUUCUGAGCAAAUUUAUAAUGAAUAUUUUAUUUUUAAUUUUGAAAAUGUUGAAAAUUUAAAAAAAUUAAAGGACACUAACAAAAAUGAAACAUUAUUAGAAAACACACAAAAAGAAAGAAAUGAUAUUCUUGGAAUUAAUAUAGAUAAAAAAAAAUUAAAAAAAACAAGAAAAGUUUUAGCAUUAGUUCAAAAAAAAUUAAAAAAUUAUGAGAAAACACCUUUGAAUAGGCUUUUUUAUAUAUUAUACAAAAAUACUGAUUGUUUAUCGGAUUUUGAAAUCAUUAAUAUUUUAUAUUUAGCUAUUAAAAACAGAAAGUAUUAUUUACUAAAGGAGGAAGAAAAUAACAAUGAUAUAAAUAAAAAUAGUUAUAAUAAUUUGAAUGAUAAUAAAUAUUUAUCUGAUAUUUCAUAUGUGGACAUUUAUUCAGUUAAAGCAAAUCAUGAUGAUAUAUACUCUUUAGAUAAAGAAAAUGAAAUUUCUUUUAAUGAUGAAUUAAAUACAAACAUUUAUAAUACUCACAAAAAUAAUAAUCACAUUGUAAGAAAGGAUAAGCAUUUAAAUAAUGUGAAUGAAGAAAAUGUUACUCAAACGUCUAAUAUAAAUAUUAAAAAAAAUGAAAAUGACUAUGUAUAUAAGUUACUGUAUCUAAUAAAAAAUAGACUGUUAAGAAAUAAAACUGUUAUUAACUUAAAUAUUUUGCAUAUAUAUAAAUUAUCAUAUUCUUUAAAGUUUUAUAAAAUAAAUACAAAUAAUUUUAUUUCUCUUUAUUUGAGUUAUUUUUUAAAAAAAGAAAUAGAUAGAAUGUGUGAGAAUAAAAAUGAAUGUGAAAUAAAAAAUGAUUUUGAAUUAGAUUUUCUUCUAAAUUUACUGAUUAUUGAAAAUAAAAAUUUAAAAACAUAUUUUUUUAAUUUAUUAUAUGAUUACAUAUUUGCAAUUAUAAAAAAUGAUCUGUUUAAUUUAUCAUGUAAAAAUAUUUGUUUAUUAUUAAGUUUAAAUCACUUUGAAAAAAGUAUAUAUGAUAAUUUUUUUUUUAUGAUUCUUAACAAAAAAAGAGAAAUUAAAAAUAAAAUAACUUUAACUGAUGCAAAUUAUUUCUUUUUUUAUCAAAUUAAAAAUAAAAUAAAUCUCCCAUUUUUUGAUGAUUUAAUUGAAAUAUGUGUAAAGUCAAAUAUUAAUUCAAAGCUAAUACAAAAUAUACAUUUACUAUCGUUGUUAUUAUUACAUUAUGAUUAUUCUAAACUUUACUUUCAUAUAUAUGAUAAUUAUGUAGAAUUAAUAUUUAACAUGUAUUCACAUUUAUUAAAAAACAUAAAAAUAUUUUUAGAAGAUAAAAAAAUAAAUAAGGAAGAUUUGAAUAUUAAUUUUUUAAUUUCUUUUUCUUUAUCAUUAUCGAUAAUUCGUAAUAAUCUUUAUUUUAAUGAAAAUUUUUUUAUAUUUGUUUUGUAUCUUGUAAAUAAUCAAGAAUUGAACAACAAUGAUUUAAUAAUUUUAUUAAAUUUUAUUAAUUUUUGUAAUUUUAAAAAUGAAAUAUAUUAUAAAAGAAAUCCAUUAUACAAUGAAAAAAAAAAAAAUUAUGUAUAUAUAUAUGAUAGUAAUAAAAGAUAUAUGUUACUGGAUUGCAACGAUAUAUCUUAUUAUAUAUAUGAAAUUUUAAAAAAAAAUUAUUUAUAUGAAGAUAAAAAAGGUAUGGAGAGUUUAUUGAUAAAAAACGAUGAAAAUAAAAAUAAAAAUAGUCUUUUGAAAAUGUGUUCAGAUAAAAAUAAGAAAAGUAUAUUAAUUAAUAAUUUAUUAAAUAAAAAUAUAAACAAAAUAUUUGGAAAUAAUUUAGAUCAGAAUAAUAAUGAAGUGCAAGAAAAUUAUGUAGUUAAAACCAGUAUGUUGGAGGGUGAAUAUGAAAUUAAAUUGAAAUCAUUUUUUGAAAAAAAGAGAGAAUUAAAAAGAAACAAGAGUUAUUAUUUGUCUAUUUUGGAUUUAUUAAUAUUUUCAAAAAAUAAUAAUUUUGAUGAUAAAUUUUAUCAAUAUUUAUUAGCUUUAUUUCAUAAAAAUAUAAUUAACUUUAAUAUAAAUAUAUUUGAUUUAGAUAAAAUAUUAUUUACAUAUAUCCACUUAAAUUUAAACAAAGAUAUAAUUUCAUUAAAUAUUCUAAAUAUAAUAGAAAAAUUAAAGAUUAAUUUUUUGAGAUAUAAUCAUUAUAUUGAUGGAGAAAAUUAUUUUUUUGACUCCUUAUCUAAUAUUUUAUUAAGUAUUAUAGAAUUAAACUUAUCUAAUAUAGUAGAUGUAACUUUUUUUGAAAAGAAAGUAUUGGAAAACAUAAAUAAAGUAAAUAUAAAUUCAAUUCUUAUAUUACUUCAAUACUUUAUUUUGAAAAGAAAUGAUUUUUUAAAUAUAAAGGUAAUAAUUUUCCUAUUAUUAGAAUUCAUUAAAAAAAAGUAUUAUAUGAAACAUAGUGAUAUAAAUGAUUUUAAUAAUGAUACUAUAUUAGAAAAAUUAAGAUAUCAUAAAAACUAUGAUUUUAUUAAAAAUUACAUAAGAGAAAAGAAAAAUUAUGAUCUUAGAGAAGUUGAUAAAACUAAGGAAGAAAGGAAAGAUUAUAUUUUUAUAAAUGAUAAAAAAAAAAAUGAGAAUAACAUAAAUUUUAAUUAUAAUUUUAAAAAAAUAAAUGAAGAUGAUAUGUAUGAGUUUUUAUUAUUAAGAUUUGUAUUUUUAAAUAUAAUUUUGAAUUCCAAUGUAAUUCUUGAUAAUUUUAAAUUUCACGAUAUUGAAAAUUUUAGAGAAUUACUAAAUAAUUUCAACAAAAUUAUCUAUAUGAUGAAAAAAAAAUUUACUGAUAUAAUACAUAUAAACUUAAAAGAAUAUAAUGAAAAAUACAAUAUACCUCCAAAGGAAGAAAUAGAAAAUAAAAAUGCAGGAAAAUUAGAAAGAAACAAAUUAUAUAUUAAUAUACACAAUAAUACAAAUGAACAAAUAAAUAAUAAUACUGAUAUAUUGAAUAAAAAAGACUUUGUUUUAAUAAUAAAUUAUUUUUUAUUUAUAUUUAAAUUCGACUUGAAAUUUAUCAUAAAAGAUAAGAAUUUUAUAGAAUCAAUUAAAUUGCAACAUUUGUAUACUAAAAAAUUUAAAAGUACAUAUUACAAUUAUAAAUACUUAUAUGUAUAUCGUCAAUUAAUGCUUUCUUUAAUAUAUGAUAUGAAGAAAAAAAAUUGCAUAAAAUGUAAUUACCUUUUGAAUUUUAAUAAGCAACUUAAUAAUCAUAGUGAAAAAAUAAAUAUUAAUGAGUUUAUAAAUAUUUUAAGAUAUUUUAAUUAUUUAUGUCUAAAAAAAAAAAUAAAUAAUAAUAUUUUUUCUAAUUAUUUAAAAAAUAAUAAUAUAAAUAUUUAUGAUAAUAAAAUAUAUGAUUAUGAUAUUCUUUGUAAUGAUAAUAUAAUUUAUAAUUUAAAUGGUGAAAUUUCAAAUAUUUAUAUAAAUGUAACCUUUUUUAAUUAUAUAAUACCAAUGCUUAUAAAAGUGAAAGAUAAAUAUGUAGCUAUUAAAAUUUUAUUUAAUACUUUUGAUAAUGUUGACACAUAUAAUGUACUAUUUGGUAUUAUGAGAAAUUUUCUAAAAAAUUAUAAUUACGAUAUUAUACUAAUUAAAAGGAAAAUUUAG